AAUUAUUAUUCAAAAUAUAAUUUCUUUUUAAGAGUUGGAAGUUUCGAAUCUAUAUUUUUUAUUUGGAGAAUCGAGUUAUAUACUGUCAGACAUCAAACUCUUGGCCAAAGUACAAAAAUUAAUAUAAAAAUGAAAAAAUGCUUCAAGUUCAAGCUCUCCCAUUAUACAAUUCCUUACAACAUCAUUUCUUAAGAGCUACAGUUGAUCAUAAAUAUGGAAUUAAAUUCGUAAUUCCAAUGCAGUGGGUUCCAAUUUCGAAAAGUCCGCUUCUGCUGUGUAAAGAAGCUCAAAAUGAGUACGAGCUAUUCCGUUUUCUUAAAGAAAUGAUUUCAAGUGUUUCAAAGACCCAACAUCCAUAAAGAAAUGACCUAUUUCUUUUUCUUAAAGAUUAAUUUUUCUUCUCUCUCACUUUCUUUCUUUUGAUAUAGAAGUAUUUUUGGAGAAAUCUGACCUCUAGACAUGAAGGCAGUGCUGUACUGUACCUAAUAUGUGCAUCAUGUAUGGCCAAUUGAGCCAUAAAUAAUCUCCCAAAUUCGCUCAUGAAACCCAUAAUACACAAAUCCUUGGUCUGCCGGCCCAUAUGGGGGAUAAGCCUGAGGUUAGCUUGUAGUCAUGUGGUUGAAAUUCAGAAACAUCAUGCACAUACCCGUAAACUAGGAGCCUCAGGAGUCCAACCUGCCCAUGUGGAAGCUAUACCUGAAUCAAUAUCAUUCCCAGUUGCUCUUCAGCUGUUCGAUGAAGUGUCUGACUUGGGUGUAAUAUCUGCCACGCACAUCAUUGGCCGCUUUGUUCGACAGCACCGCCAUGAAGAGGCCAUCUGUCUCUUCUCAAAAAUGCUUGUAUCAAAUAUUACACCCAAUGAGUUCACAUUUGGCACCGUAACUCACUCAUCAACUCUGCUAGGAAACCUUAAUAUCGGCAAGCAAGUUCAUGCUUGUGCAAUGAAGAUUGGCCUUCACUCAAAUGUCUAUGUCGGUAGUGCACUUUUAGAUUUUUAUGCCAAGUUGAGUACCACCGAGGAAGCUCAAAGAGCCUUUGAAGAUACCUUUGAGCCAAAUGUGGUAUCUUACACAACUUUGAUAAGCAGCUACCUGAAAAAAGAGAGGAUUGAAGAUGCUUUCUCAGUUUUUCAAGAGAUGCCUGAGAGAAACAUUGUUUCAUGGAAUGCGAUGAUUGGAGGGUGUAGCCAAACAGGCCACAAUGAAGAGGCUGUGAAUCUUUUUGUUGAGAUGCUUAGACAUGGAUUGUUGCCAGAUCAAUCGACUUUUCCUUGUGCUAUCAGUGCAGCAGCCAAUAUUGCCGCGCUUGGAAUGGGAAAAAGCUUUCAUGCUUGUGCUAUUAAGUGUUUGGGUAAACUUAAUGUGUUUGUUAGCAAUUCGUUGAUUAGCUUUUAUGCUAAAUGUGGAACCAUGGAAGACAGUCUCUUGGUUUUCCAUAAAGUUUCUGAAAGAAAUAUUGUUUCUUGGAAUGCCGUGAUAUGCGGUUAUGCACAAAAUGGUGGAGGGGAGGAAGCCAUAAAAUUCUUUGAAAGGAUGAGGCUCGUAGGUUGUAGGCCUAAUAGUGUUUCACUUCUUGGCAUCUUAUGGGCUUGCAAUCACGCCGGUCUUGUUGAUGAGGGUUAUUCAUAUUUCAAUAAAGCAAUACUUGAAGAACCUAGCAUGCUAAAGCCUGAGCACUAUGCAUGUAUUGUUGACUUGCUCUCUCGUUCAGGGCACUUUAGACAAGCUGAGGAGUUUCUUUGGGAUUUGCCCUUUGAUCCGGGAAUUGGGUUUUGGAAAGCAUUGCUUGGAGGCUGCCAGAUUCACUCGAAUGUAGAAUUGGGGCAGUUUGCAGCACAAAAAAUAUUGACAUUGUAUCCUGAAGAUGUGUCAUCAUAUGUAAUGCUGUCAAACGCACAUUCUGCAGCCGGUAGAUGGUCUUAUGUUUCAACAAUAAGAAGGGAGAUGAAAGAGAAAGGAAUGAAGAGGAUUCCAGGUAGCAGUUGGAUUGAAAUUAGAAGCAGAGUCCAUGUCUUUAUAACCGGAGACAAGAAUCAUCCCCAAAAGGAUGAAAUUUAUAUGGCCUUGCGGUUUUGUAUUGAGCAUUCAAGGGAUCUUGUCGAAUCUUCCAAUUUUCUUGAAGAUUCUUGAGUCUAUCUUUGGUAGAAAUGAUUAGCAUUUAGCAUGGCCAAUCUUUAUAUAUUGGGGUCCAAAUGGGGCCCAUUUGGUUGUAAGAAACUCAAUCGAGAUUAACUUAAUUCAGUUUAAUUUUAAGUUAAGUCUAACA
Messenger RNA from Carya illinoinensis, 2265 nucleotides. Its product is annotated as pentatricopeptide repeat-containing protein At5g42450, mitochondrial. The record is from RefSeq and is a predicted model, not a curated record. NCBI's taxonomy places the organism in Eukaryota, Viridiplantae, Streptophyta, Magnoliopsida, Fagales, Juglandaceae. Gene Ontology annotation, biological process: RNA modification. Bases 540 to 2129 code for a protein of 529 amino acids. The transcript has a single exon. Gene Ontology annotation, molecular function: protein binding; RNA binding.